Nanorana parkeri is the source of this 1968-nucleotide messenger RNA. RefSeq names its product poly [ADP-ribose] polymerase 12-like. The record is from RefSeq and is a predicted model, not a curated record. Gene Ontology annotation, molecular function: NAD+ poly-ADP-ribosyltransferase activity. Bases 1 to 1968 code for a protein of 655 amino acids. NCBI's taxonomy places the organism in Eukaryota, Metazoa, Chordata, Amphibia, Anura, Dicroglossidae. The transcript has 12 exons.
AUGGGGGACCAAUCACUCACCAUCUCUCUGAUGAAGCUGCUGUGCUUGCAUGGUGGUCGGCUGGAGAAGAAUCAAUUAGCUGAUCUUCUGGAUCUCUCAGCAAAGGAAGUUGAACAGAUUCUGCAGGAUGAGUCUCUCAUAUUCCCACAGAGCUUCGAGCUUGUUUUGGCCCAGAGCCCCCUGAGGACCUGUGACACAUACCUUUACUCAGAUGAGGGAUGUAAGGAAGAGUGUCCAAAACUUCACCUGUGUACCCACUACCUGAAGGACCAGUGCUUCACCAAAAAAGGGCAUCGCUGCAAAUUCUCCCAUGAUGUCUUCUCUGACCACAACAAUGCCGUGUUAGAAGUUAACGAGCUGAGCGAACUGAAUGAGGACGAGAUAAAAGUUCUGCUUUUCCAGAAUGACAACAUGCUGCUGCCGCAGGACUGUACAAAAUAUGUCCGUGACACCUGUGACCAAGGAGAGGAUUGCAAGCGUCUCCACAUGUGCAGAUACUUUACUCGAGGAUCCUGCUACAGCCAAAUCUGUGAAAAAUCGCACAAUCUGCUGGAUUCCAAAAUAAUGCUCAAAUGCCGCUGGAUGAGCCAAAAGACCAUUGAGAACUUCCAGAUGCUCUGCGAUCUGAAACACAAUGAGAGGCACCGGAUACCUCGAGGGGUGGCUAAUAAUAAGGAGGCCAGGGAGGCUCGACUCAAGACAAGAGACAUAGGGGGAAGAAGGCCAAGAAAAAGAGAUGAUUCUCAGGACUCAGUCGGCAGGAGCAGGGAAAGAAAAAAGGAAGAGGGGGCUGAGUCCAUACCUCCCCCAGACUGUAAAGCCUCCUGGGAGCUUGUCGACAGAGAAAACACCAGAAAUUUGCCUCACUUAUAUUUGGAAGUUUUGCAAGCUGGGAGCUACAUAUCAGUUGAUUUCCAGACCAUGAAAGCUGGUGAUAAGCAGGUCCGCAGACUCUCCACCCCGUCAUCGGUCAGCCAACCGGCGGAAUAUGUUCUGACCACUAAGUGGAUUUGGUACUGGAAGGAUGAGUUUGGCACCUGGACCAAGUAUGGGUAUCCUAACACAAAGAACGUGAGAGCCUCCAUUUGUUCAUCAGACUUGGAAACCAUUUACUUCUAUAACCCCGGUGGCACCAUCCCGUUCACUGCUGAAAAACAGAACUACAUCGUCAACUGCCAAGAAAUGAGGCAGAGGAACCUUAAUUUCAAGACGGAGAAAGAGGUACGGCGCAGACCUAAAUUCCAGGAUUUUAAGAAAGUGAAGAUGUUGAAAGGAAGCAUCAAAGCUGCUGCAGGCAGUUCAAACCAGAAGCCAUCAAAUCCCCUUCUCAGGACUUCAAACUACCCAGCGCAAUGGGACAUGAACGCCUUGCCAGAUAUUGGUUAUAAGAAAGUUCUUGUAGACAAUACUUGUGCAGAGUUCUCAAACAUCGUCAAAAUGUUUAGUAAGACAGUCUCCGGUCAAACAGUGAAGAAACUAUGGCGUAUUCAGAACCCCACCCUCUGGCAGGUCUAUCAGUGGCAGAAGGAUCAGAUGAAGAAGAAGAAUUCUGGUAUUGCUGUGGAUGAGCGCCAGCUGUUUCAUGCCACGGAAAGUGCUAAUGUUGAUGCCAUCUGCAAUGACAACUUUGACUGGCGUAUCUGCGGCACGAACGGUGUUCAAUACGGACAAGGAAGUUAUUUCGCCAGAGACGCAUCCUACUCCCACAACUACGCCCCGCCCACCUCUGAGGGGACACGCACCAUGUUUGUGGCUCGUGUGCUGGUCGGUGACUUUGUCUUAGGGGUUUCCACUAUGCGACGCCCGCCUCAGAAAUCCAAAGGUCCCAAGUGUUAUGACUCCUGUGUGAACAACGUCCGUAAUCCGUCAGUCUUCGUGGUGUUUGAGAAAUUCCAGAUCUACCCGGAGUACAUCCUGGAAUAUGGGGAAGAGGGGACAUCUGGGACAUCUUCCUGUAUCAUUCUGUAA